CAUUGAGCAUAGCUCAAAAGCUGCUGUUCGAGUAUCAGUGAAAGGAAAACUCUGGAUUGUCUUCGCUUGCUAUACUGUGAUUUCUGCAGGGUGCCAUCACGGCAGGAUAUCUGUCCAGAGAAGGGCAUUGCAUACUGGGUUAGGAGCUAGGUGUGGACCCCUCUCCCAGACCCUCCAGAUUCCUAUAUUUGAGUCAUUUAAAAAAACAAUGGUUACCCAGGCAACGGGGUUGACAUCUGCCAUUUCCACAGUAACCGAGGAAUUCUACAUCACGGAGACCAUUAGGGACCGUUAUUGUGCCAUGGCCUCUAAGUCACAUCCUCCUCUAAUGAAGAAACACAGUCAGUCAGAUCUGGUGAGCCGGCUGAAGACCAGGAAGAUACUGGGGGUCGGAGGAGAGGACGACGAUGGAGAGGUGCAUAGGUCAAAGCUCAGUCAGAUGCUGGGGAAUGACAUCAAGUAUCAGGUGCGAGAGCCUGUUGGUCUAAGGCUCUGGAUCGCCAUCUCUGCGUUUGCCUUCACAGUUAUGGCCUUGAUGGCCCUGGUGUGUCCCAACCAGCUCUACGAGGUGGUGUUUGAAGAGGAGAUCAGCAACACCAGCAUCUCCAUCAGGCUCUAUGGAGGAGCACUACUCAGUCUGUCCCUCAUCUUGUGGAAUGGAGUGUAUACACAGGAGAAGGUCAUCAUUCAAUGGAUUAAACUAUAACCCAUGACCUCUGACCCCCCCCCCAGGUCUGUCCCUCAUCUUGUGGAAUGGAGUGUAUACACAGGAGAAGGUCAUCAUUCAAUGGAUUAAACUAUAACCCAUGACCUCUGACCCCCCCCCCCCCAGGUCUGUCCCUCAUCUUGUGGAAUGGAGUGUAUACACAGGAGAAGGUCAUCAUUCAAUGGAUUAAACUAUAACCCAUGACCUCU
Molecule: messenger RNA, 915 nt
Organism: Oncorhynchus masou masou (cherry salmon)
Lineage: Eukaryota; Metazoa; Chordata; Actinopteri; Salmoniformes; Salmonidae
Product: tumor protein p53-inducible protein 11-like
Exons: 8
Coding region: 209-706 (165 amino acids)
Source: RefSeq, a predicted model, not a curated record